Messenger RNA from Diaporthe batatas, 1983 nucleotides. Its product is annotated as glucose-6-phosphate dehydrogenase. Gene Ontology annotation, biological process: glucose metabolic process; pentose-phosphate shunt, oxidative branch. Gene Ontology annotation, cellular component: cytosol. Gene Ontology annotation, molecular function: NADP binding; glucose-6-phosphate dehydrogenase activity. The record is from RefSeq and is a predicted model, not a curated record. The transcript is spliced from 6 exons. The coding region runs from base 229 to 1758 and encodes 509 amino acids. NCBI's taxonomy places the organism in Eukaryota, Fungi, Ascomycota, Sordariomycetes, Diaporthales, Diaporthaceae.
CUCCAAGCAAGUCUGCGCAUCACCCCCCCCGGCUGGUCCUCCAAAACCCAUUAAUAAACCCCCGAGCCUGGUCCUCUGGUCUUUCCAACUUUGACGUCGUCCCGCUCCGCCCGGUCUGCUCUCACCCAGGUCGCCCUCUCUACAAAUCUUCUGCUUGCCCACCUCGCCAUUGCCUAGCAUCUCUUCUUCACUCCUUCCAAGAAACAGCAAAAUUUACCACAUUUGAAGAUGGCGUCUGCCGAAUUGCACUCUGCCGCAUCGGCCUUGGAGCUCAAGGACAACACGGUGAUCGUGGUGCUCGGAGCCUCGGGAGAUCUGGCAAAGAAGAAGACAUAUCCCGCCCUGUUCGGCCUCUUCCGCAACCAGUUCCUGCCCAAGGACAUCAAGAUCGUCGGCUAUGCCAGAACCAAGAUGGACCAUGAGGAAUACCUGCGGAGGAUCAAGUCGUACAUCAAGACCCCUACCAAGGACAUGGAGAAACUACUUGAAGACUUCUGCAAGCUCUGUACCUAUGUCUCCGGCCAGUACGACAAGGACGAGUCCUUCCUAGGCCUGAACAAGCACCUGGAAGAGAUCGAGAAGGGGCGCAAGGAGGCACACCGUCUUUUCUACAUGGCCCUGCCACCAAGCGUCUUCACCAUCGUCUCUCAGCACCUGAAGAGGUGCUGCUACCCAACCAAGGGCAUCGCCCGCGUGAUUGUCGAGAAGCCGUUCGGCAAGGACCUCGCAAGCUCCCGGGAGCUGCAGAAGUCCCUGGAGCCCGACUGGAAGGAGGACGAGCUGUUCCGCAUCGACCACUACCUCGGCAAGGAGAUGGUCAAGAACAUCCUGAUCCUGCGGUUUGGUAACUCGUUCCUCGGAGCUACCUGGAACCGCCACCACAUCGACAACGUCCAGAUCACAUUCAAGGAGCCCUUUGGUACCGAAGGUCGAGGCGGCUACUUUGACGAGUUCGGCAUUAUCCGGGACGUGAUGCAGAACCAUCUCCUGCAGGUCCUGACUCUUCUUGCUAUGGAGCGCCCCAUCUCCUUCUCCUCAGAGGAUAUCCGAGACGAGAAGGUGCGGGUCCUCCGCGCUAUUCCUGCUAUCGAGCCCAAGAACGUCAUCAUUGGGCAGUACGGAAAGUCCCUUGACGGCAGUAAGCCCUCGUACAAGGAGGAUGAUACCGUCCCCAAGGACUCCCGAUGCCCCACCUUCUGUGCGCUGGUCGCCUAUAUCAAGAACGAGCGUUGGGACGGCGUGCCCUUCAUCAUGAAGGCUGGAAAGGCACUGAACGAGCAGAAGACAGAGAUCCGGGUGCAGUUUAAGGACGUCACCUCGGGGAUUUUUAAGGACAUUCCCCGAAACGAGCUUGUCAUGCGCAUUCAACCCAACGAGAGUGUCUACAUCAAGAUGAACUCGAAGCUGCCUGGUCUCAGCAUGCAGACCGUGGUGACAGAGCUGGAUCUCACCUACCGCCGACGAUUCUCCGACCUGAAGAUCCCCGAGGCAUACGAGUCGCUGAUUCUCGACUGCCUAAAGGGCGACCACUCCAACUUCGUCCGUGAUGACGAGCUGGAUGCUAGCUGGAGGAUCUUCACACCCCUUCUGCACUACCUCGAUGACAACAAGGAGAUUAUUCCGAUGGAGUACCCCUACGGCUCUCGUGGACCUGGUGUCCUCGAUGACUUCACGGCUUCGUAUGGCUAUAGGUUCAGUGAUGCUGCCGGUUACCAAUGGCCUACGACAUCGGCCACGCAGCCCACAAACAAGUUCUAAAGAGUAAUAUCAUGAGAUGUUCCGGCGAGCCAGGACUGAACAGUGACAGAGUACACGGGCGUUCGUAGAUGAACAAUACAGGGUGUCAAAAUCGGUACAUGUACCUGGGAUCUCAGUGGUAGAGGUGAUAGUUACAAUUGACUUGUCUCCAUCCAGUCUGCCCAAAGUAGUACCCAAGUCCAAAGAGAAUAUCACGAAAUAGGAAUUUCAGGAUUUAUUAGACAA